Messenger RNA from Toxotes jaculatrix (banded archerfish), 492 nucleotides. It is a transcript of the gene fth1b, whose product is annotated as ferritin, heavy polypeptide 1b. Gene Ontology annotation, molecular function: ferric iron binding; ferrous iron binding. Lineage: Eukaryota; Metazoa; Chordata; Actinopteri; Toxotidae. Gene Ontology annotation, cellular component: cytoplasm. Gene Ontology annotation, biological process: iron ion transport; intracellular iron ion homeostasis. The record is from RefSeq and is a predicted model, not a curated record.
AUGAGUUCUCAGGUCAGACAGAACUUCAAACCAGGUCUGGAGGCAGCCAUUAACAGACAGAUAAACCUGGAGUUGUAUGCCUCUUACGUUUAUCUCUCUAUGGAUUACUACUUUGAUAGGGAUGAUAAAUCCCUGCCAAAGUUCUUUCACACACAGUCCAAAGAGGAGCGUGAGCAUGCAGAGAAGCUGCUGAGUCUGCAGAACAAGAGAGGGGGCAGGAUUUUUCUGCAGGACAUCAAGAAACCUGAUAGAGAUGAGUGGGGGAGCGGCCUGGAGGUUUUGGAGUGUGCCCUGCAGCUAGAGAAAAGUGUAAACCAAUCUCUGCUGGACCUGCAGAAAAUGGUGACUGAACACAACAAUCCUCAUAUGUGUGACUUCAUAGAAACACAUUUUCUGGAUGAGCAGGUGAAAUCUAUCAAACAGCUCGCUGGAUCUCAAACCUGUGCCGCAUGGGAGCCCCUCAUAAUGUGGCAUGGCCGAGUACCUCUUUGA